AUGAACUCAUUUCUGUGCAUGCAACAAAGCUUAGAACAAGCUCUAGUUACUUCCAUUUUUACUACUGCAUUGCAUAUUCAAAAUUCCAUAAUAUUGAGAAUUUCCAAUAUUUCAAAUUGUCUAACAUCGAGCGAUUUUAUGAAUCUUUUCACAAAAGCUCUUGGUCGAAUAUUAAUUUCGCGUACACAACUACCUGAAGCUGGUGUGGCUGUUGACGUCUUGGUUACAUAUUUGUUGAGAUUAUUUAAUGAAGAGCCAUUACUACUGAAUUCAUGUUUAGCAGUCCUCCCACCUAUGGAUUAUGAAAGUGCAGUGUUGGACUUAACAAAACCGUUUACGUUUCGAUUACUUAAUCGUCCAAUAGCUGUACAAGAAGAUGAUAGAGCUACAGCUGUAGCAGCACGUUUUAAUGAAGCGGAAUCUAUGUUGAAAAGUUUGUCUUCUUCCCAUCCUGAAACAAUGGCAAAGCAAUCAAAACAAUCUGACUCGUUGGUUAUAUCAUCAAAUUCGGCAUGCCCACCGUAUCAUUAUCCAGCUCAUUGUUCAAAUGAAGCAAUUGUAUUACAUUUUCUUAUUCGUUUACCACCAUAUACAUUUCGUCAUUUACGUUUUCAAGAUAAUAAUUUUGAUGUGCCAGAUCGUUUAUUCCAUUCAGUUGCAACUACAUGGCGUCUAGCUACUACAUCUGCUUCAUGCGUUAAAGAAUUAGUUCCAGAAUUCUAUUUUCAACCAGAAAUGUUUAUUAAUCGCAGUGGAUUAAAGUUGGGUUGUAGACAACCCGGUGAUAGUGUAGAUUGUGUAGAAUUACCUCCUUGGUGCAAAAAUGAUCCUCGGUUGUUUACUCUUAUUUGUCGAGCUGCAUUAGAAAGUGAUUAUGUGUCAGUGAAUUUAUCACAUUGGAUUGAUUUAUUAUUCGGUUUUAAGCAAAUCGGAAAAAAUGCUAAAGAUGCCUUGAAUCUGUAUCACCCAUAUACUUACUUCGGUGCAAUUGACGUGGAUACAAUAGCAGAUCCUCUUUUAGCUCAAGCUGUCGAAGCUAUGAUUAGUAACUAUGGCCAGACACCUAAACAAUUAUUUCACAAAUACCCUCAUCCUUGUCGUCAGUUAUCGAUUUAUGGUAGAGGUGUGUUGAACUUGUUGCCAAACUUUGAAACAUCGGCCACUCAAGAAAAGGAUGACAAUUGUUCAACAUUACAAUCAUGUAAUUCUAGUAAUGCUGGAAAAUUAAUACGAACAACUUCUCCUUCAAGAUUAGAUAAUACUCCAUUAGAAACUGUGAUUGGAUUAAAAUGGGGUACUUGGGCUGGUAGUCCACAAAUAGAAUAUUGUGGAAUAAUCUGGAAGAAGCAAUUGGUGAGCAUAAAGUCAUCAACGCCGUCCUCAGCAUCAACAACAACAGGGGAUUUAGUGAGUCAUUCAGAUAUUGAAAUCCCACUUAUGAGUUAUUUAACUGGUUCAGCUUGGUGUGAAUUCACUCAACAGAAAUCAGCUACAAGUCAUUGUGCAAACCAACUGGACAAGAUAACCUCGUUAACUAGUGAUGAACUUUAUCAUUCUUGGGAUGGUUGGGUAGAUUUCAAUAUGGAUUAUUACACCAAUAAUUAUCUGCCGACCUCCUCAUCAAUGUCUCCAUCGUCUUCUGUUUCAACUGAUAGAACUACAACACCCUAUGUUAAUGCUGAAAUUUCCUGGCAUUGGAAAAUUCUUUUGUGUGAAUCAAAUGCGCGUGUAUGGAUAUCAUUAUUAGCAGAUUUCAAUGAUAAUCAAUACCAACAAUCUCUUGUUCCAUAUAUGAUUAAAUUGAAACCAUCUUCUGUAGACAAUAAAAUGUUAACUAUUUUUAUGAAACGCUUAGACAGUAUGUCAGUUAAUAAUACUUCUGCCAGUGAUAAUGAUGAUCAUAAGGAUACUGGCAACCACGAAUCAUAUGAGUGCAUAAAUUUACAACUACCUUGUCCGUGCAUUCAGUUGAACGCGACAAAAACAUUUAUUACAUCAUUGGCUAUCUCGCCUAGCUCCAGUCUAGGCAUACAAUUAUUUGUUGGUACAUGUCUUGGAUCGAUUUACGUAAGACAAUUGCCAACAAAUUUAAUGGAUAUAUCACUAUAUAAUGGAUGGUUACCACAGGAUUAUCAAGAUAUUUCAGUAUGGGAUGAAACCAAACUUCAUAGACACAGACCAAUCAAAAACAUCAAAACAGGCACUAAAUGUUCAAAGUCGAAUAUUCGUCAAGAAGACGAGAAUACUACAGAUAAUGAAUUCAAUUUAAAAGAAGCCGGUCUAUGGGAAAUAACUGGAUGGAAACAAUUGACUGGUCAUGCUGGAAAUGAAAUUACUGUUCUAGUAAUUAAUCGAAAUAACAGUUUAAUUGCAAGUGGUGAUGAUCAAGGUCAUGUUUGUCUGUGGGAUAGAUAUCGUUUAUCGUUGAUUAAAGCAAUUGAUACAAGUGUUAGUAUUGAUAGUGGGACUGUCAGCACUGAGUAUUCGAAUGCUUCAGGACAAGUAUCUAAACAAUCGUCUUGCAAUCCUGUAUUAGAGAAGCCAGUUAAAACAAAUAAUGAAAAUGUUGAGGUGAAUGGCAGUGGUAACACAACAAGUAGAAGUAGUACUAGUCAUCACAGCUCUACUAGAAGUAGUAGUUGUAGUUCAACCGCGGAAUCUAUGAACAUUAAUAUAGAUCAAAUGCUAAACAGUUUUAAACGUGUUGAUGGAAUAUGCUUCAGCUUAACAUCUGGUGAAUUAGUUGUGGCUAAAUGGAAUCAGUAUAAUUAUCAUGUUUGUUGGCUUGGUGUAUAUGCCUGUUCUGGAGUUCGUAUAGCCACACGUAUUUUAGAUUUUAUGGCAGAGAUCAAUGAUCCGUUGGUGGAUUUUCCUUACUCACAAAUCUCCGAUAUUCAUCCACCUGUCCCAAUGGCUUUUUCAAGUGUUUCUGAGGGUCGAGGUGUGAACUGUUUAUUGCUGGGUGGUCCAGGUGGCCGUCUAGUGUGGUUGAAUUCGUGGACACUGGAUACAGUACGCACAUAUCUUCUUCCAGACAACAAUCAGAAUUCACGUAUAACAUCGCUUUGUUUUGGACCAUUGGCUAAUACUAAUAGUACUAACAGUAAUAACUACCAGUUAUCAUCUAAAGAUUUGGGUGAAAUUUUAUGCCAAGGUUUAUAUGUUGUCAAUCAGACAGGUUGUGUAUAUCAUUUUGGUCCUAAUAGUGCCUUGCACGAGACUUCAGAAAAUGCUGAUAGUGAUUCAUUGAAUUCAUAUGAACUGUAUAAACCGUACAUUGCAUUUUGGUUGGAUGAUUAAGUUGUUUGAGUCAGAAACAAGUGAUGGUCGUUCAUAAUACAGAAGCUGAUGUUUUAUUUAUGUACAUAUCUAUGGCUCAUUUGUAAGCACUUAAUGCUGACUGCUUUUUCUCUGAUUUCAUUCUGAAUCUUCCUUAUCAAAAUAAAUAAAUAGAAAUGUGCUCAACAGCCUCGAGCCAUACAUUUGC
Molecule: messenger RNA, 3487 nt
Organism: Heterobilharzia americana
Lineage: Eukaryota; Metazoa; Platyhelminthes; Trematoda; Strigeidida; Schistosomatidae
Source: the annotation of a GenBank genome assembly